GUCAAACCGAGCUGCGGUAGGUUUCUCCAAGCCCCGGGGUGAUGGGGUGAGGGAGGUGGGCUGGACUUCGGAACCGAGCCGGUGACUCUGGAGCCCGGAGGGAGCAGUGACGAGUCUGGCGAACCGGGCUCUCGGGGGUAUCAGCCGGACCUGAUGGCGGUGUUUAGGUCAGGAAUACUGGUUUUAACGUCCUCUCUUCACCUUAUUCCGUCGCGCCUAGCUCCAGUCUUGGCAGCGGCUGCUAAAAUCGUGCAGAAGAUACUCUACGUUCACUUGCACCCCGGUUUGGGACUUGCGGGCAACUGCGUUCAGCCCACCCCGGCUUACGUUCCAGCAAACCGGGAAGUGUCUCAGAUACUGACUCAUCUGUAUGCGAAAAGUUUAAACGUUUGCGGUUGCCUGGAUGUCAGGGUCAUUCUUUCAAACGUCAAAAACCUCUGCUCGACUCAGCAACCCUUUUCGUCGGUGCAAACAUUGUCUGAACCACCAGAGGUGGUCCUCACAGACUAUCGCAUCACAGAUUCGAAUCAGUCUAGUCUAGUUACACAGUGUCUGGAAAAGUAUAUUCUUGCCUGCUACACCUGCAGACCCAACUUGCAGUCCAUAUUUUUGCCAUCUGGGGGUGACGAUGCGGAGAAUUCCUGCCCUGACGCGAAUGAUCCGGGUCUGAGUGAAGGUUUCCCACCUUACGGUGACGUUGUGCUUGGAGGCACUUUUGACAGGCUCCACUCUGCUCACAAGAUCCUCCUCAGUGUAUCGUGUCUUCUGGCGAGAAAGCGUCUGUUAAUUGGAGUGGCGGAUGGAGAACUACUUAGUAGUAAAGAUCUAAAGGAGCUAAUCGAGCCGUACCAAGAUCGUGUGGACAAGGUUAGGACGUUCCUGUUGGAUGUGAAUCCGGGCAUACAAUAUGAGCUCUGCUCCCUGCGAGACCCCUACGGACCAGCGAUCACUGACCCAGAUCUGGAGUGUAUUGUUGUCAGUGACGAGACCCGUAAGGGUGGAGAGGCAGUGAACCGGAAACGACUGGCAAACGCCCUCCAGGAGCUGGCAAUCCACCAGAUCAGCCUUGUUAAGGACGUCCAUCACACCAGCGACGAAGAAGAAAAGAUCAGCUCAUCCACACUCAGGAAGCGACUGUUAGGAUCUUUGCUCACACCUCCCAAGGAUAAUCCUCGUUUACCAGCGACUCCCUAUGUGAUCGGUCUGACUGGAUACAUGGGCAGUGGAAAAUCAUCAGUUGUGCAGUACCUGCAGAAAAUGGGCGCAGUCGCCAUUAACGCUGACGCUAUGGGGCACCAGUCCUACAGGCAGGGAACAGCUGCCCAUCACAAGAUCGUUCAGGAGUUUGGACAAGAAAUUCUUCUGCAAGAUGGAACCAUCAACCGAAAGGCUUUGGGAAAGAUCGUCUUCGAAGAUCAAGAGAAACUAAAACGUCUCACCAGCAUUGUGUGGCCUGAGACGGCAGCUCUCGUCAAACAGAUGAUCAGCCAGGCUGGUUCAGAGGGUAAAUCGGUGUGUGUGGUGGAUGCUGCGCUCUUGCUGGAAGCUGGCUGGAAAGAUAUGGUUCAUGAAGUUUGGGUGGUGAUUGUUCCAAAGGACGAGGCACUCAGGAGGAUUGUGCAAAGAGACAACGUCAGUGAGGAAGAUGCCAGAAAGCGACUUGCAAACCAGUGGAGUAACGCCCAGCGGGUGCAACAUGCCAACGUGGUCCUUUCUACACAGUGGGAGGCUGAAUUCACCCAGAAGCAGAUCCGGAAGGCUUGGCAACUCCUUCAGAAUCGUAGGUCCUCUUGUUGACAUCGUCCAAGACCAGGGUCUCGACUGGGACUUUUUUUUGUUAAUAUAAUGGUUUGAAAGAUUUUUCAAUGAUUCACAGAAGAUUCUUUAUUACUCUGAGCAUUAAAUUUAUUGUGUGAACCACACUGGGUUAGAGGCGUGGGCUGUUUCUUACACUGAACGGACCGAUGUUGAAUACAUUGAGCAAACGUCACCGCCCUGGAGGCGUGGACUGUCCAUUACACUGAACGGACCAGCGCCAAAUUCACAACGCCUAGGUCUGCGCACCAGCGACGUCCGCUCCUCGCUGCAUCGAUCGUCCUGUGCACCGUGCGUCCGUCACUGCAUCGGAGACGUCGGUUGUUCGGUAUAAAUAUACACUGCAAUGCACACAAGAUGCUGAAGGAACUCAGCAGGUCAGGCAGCAUAUGUGGAGGCGCUUCAGACCGAGACCCUUUAUCAGGACUGGAAAGGA
Mobula hypostoma (lesser devil ray) is the source of this 2251-nucleotide messenger RNA. It is a transcript of the gene coasy, whose product is annotated as CoA synthase. Gene Ontology annotation, molecular function: pantetheine-phosphate adenylyltransferase activity; dephospho-CoA kinase activity; ATP binding. Gene Ontology annotation, biological process: coenzyme A biosynthetic process. The record is from RefSeq and is a predicted model, not a curated record. NCBI's taxonomy places the organism in Eukaryota, Metazoa, Chordata, Chondrichthyes, Myliobatiformes, Myliobatidae. Bases 154 to 1797 code for a protein of 547 amino acids. The transcript is spliced from 10 exons.